AUGGAAGUCUUCCUUCAGGGCAAAAUGGGGAAAGGACGAAACAAGAAUAAAGAGAAAGACUCGUACUCAGGACCGUCACGUAGACGAAGAGGUGGAGAAGACAGCGAAAGCGAAGAGUCGGUUGCGUCGCAUAUGACAGUCGAUGAUGAUAUGAAGAGUGUACAGGGGGAUGACAUGGAAGAUAUUGACGCUCCGAGUUUCCUCGAUUCCCUUGCCGAACACGUUGAGAACGCAAGCCACAAAAAUAUUUCAAUACGAAUGGCAGCACUGAGACAUAUUCAGCUGGCACUGUGUGCUCAGUAUGUCCCGGAUUUCGUUGCGAAGUGGAGGUUGACCCUUAUUGAACUCAUCACGAAGAAUCUGAAGAAGACAGACGAAGAAAUAGGCGUGUCGGCAGUUCUUCUUGCUCUCAUUUCGCUUCAAUUAGGUGAACAAAUGAGCUCUGAUGUGGAGGAGCCACUGGCAAUUCUACGCACUCUUGUUACGGACCCGGCCAGACCGGAGGGUUUGCGAGCAUUGUGCGCUCUUUCCAUAGCGAUUACUAGUCACGUUGCCUCUGUAAGUGACGAGUCCAUAUCUGCUAGUAUAAAGGCACUGCGUUCAACAUGGGCAGGCAUAAAAGUAACCGCCCAGGGAACACGGCUGUUCACUACUGCUUUACCGAGCUGGACGUUAUUACUGCAGAACACUGAUGCGUCGACACUAAAUUCUGCAUUUGGUGAAUUUGCAAAGUUGGCUGCCUUUCUGGAAGCCGAUCAGCUAGAUAUUCGUAUCGCUACAGGGGAAGCGCUUGCUUUUCUGUACGAGCUUGGAGCAGAAACUCGUCCAGGGUUCCGGCUGCCCAACCAUCAGCAGAUUGUUGAGCUACUUCAUGCGCUUUGUAGCGACGGUUCAAAAGGCAGAGCAAAAAAGGACAAGCGUGCUCAACGGUUUACCUUCAGGCAAGUAUACUCGAGUAUCGUAGACAAAGAUACGCCUUCAAUAACAGUCAAGUUUAAUCGUGAAUCGUUGGUGCUGGAUUCCUGCGCCUCCAAAUUACUGUAUGACCUUUGCUGCGAGCUCCUCCAUGGUGGUAUGGUGCGGCAGUUACAGCACAAUGAGUUGUUGCGUGAAUUGUUCGACUUGGGACCUGUUCAAGAUGUGACUCAGCACGAGAAAAUUAACAAGUUUGCGAAGAUGGCCGCACACGAUGCAGCGUCGAAGUAUAGGAAUCAGAUCCGCGGGAAGCAAAGGGAUAAGCGUAAUGUUGUCUUCUAA
Cooperia oncophora is the source of this 1257-nucleotide messenger RNA. The record is from the annotation of a GenBank genome assembly. Lineage: Eukaryota; Metazoa; Nematoda; Chromadorea; Rhabditida; Trichostrongylidae.